CUCACCAUCGGCGUUUUGGGGAGGAGGGGCGGAUGUAGACGGCAUUGUUGCUUGUCGACAGGUGACGAUGCUACGUGAGGACGCGUUGGCGCGAAAUCGGGUUGGGAUGAUUGCCACCAAUUAAGCGCAUUUCGCAAAUAUUGGACUAUCCCAAGCCCACCCAGCCAUGCUGGCGUCGACGAGAAAGUAAUUGAAACGGGUUUCAAAAAAGAAUAGCAGCCAAAUUGGUAAAGUUGGUUCAAUGCAGGGAGGAAAGCAAUACCCAGAGGUGGGCGAUUUCUUUUCCUAAUAACUAUCCACGUAAAGCACCGCCAAAGAAAAUAUAAGUUCGAUAAAGACAGGAAGGGGAUAAUAAAGCAACAGACGAGAUGAGAACCCUCCCUCCAGGUAGCAGCUGGAUUGGUGGGACUCAGCUCGAACGACAUUUACACGCUUCGGAACAGGCGUUUCGUGCAAUGUUGUGUUUCCAGACCGCCAACCUUCCUUUCCCAUCUCGACUAGCACAGGUUCAAUUCUCCCACUACCAACAUCUUCAUACUCGAUAACAAACCAUGGCGAUCGUACAAGCCACCCCCAGCAUCAUCUCGAUGGACUUCGGGAACGGCCGCGACGACAGCCACUUCCGCAUCCGCUCCGGCCACAAAGUCAAGUAUAUCACCAUCCUUCCGAGGACCCUCAGCGUGGACACCCUCGAUGACAUGCCGCUCGACUUCGAGGCCAUCCUGCCGCCGCUGGACUACGGCGGCGACGGCUGGACGCAUGCGAGCGUGUUCCGGGACGCCCAAACCGGCGAGCUGGCGGCGUCGCUGUCGUCGCCCACCAUGGCCGGCGUCGAGAGCGUGUGGCACCCGGAGAUGAUCGAUAUGAUGGACCUGGACAAGAUCAAGACGUGGAGCAUGCUCGUGCAGCUUUGCAGAUACCACCCGUCGUCAUCGUCGUCGUUGUCGUCGCACGUCGACCAAGACGAGGCGGGGGCGGCGACGGCGACGGUCGCCGGCCCGACAACAAGAGUCGUCGUCGCCAAGAUGGCCCGCUUCGAGUGGGAGGUCGCCUACAUCGAGGGCGAGACGAGAGGGUACAAGCUGCUCGAGGGCACCGGCCUCGCGCCGAGGUUCCUGGGCCACAUCCACGAGGGCGGCCGGGUGAUGGGCGUGCUGCUGGAGCUCUUGGAAGGCGGCCGCCCCGCCGGCGUGGAGGACCUGGCGGCCUGCUCCGAGGCGCUCGGGCGGCUGCACGCCAUGGGGAUCCUGCACGGCGACACGAACCGGCACAACUUCCUGGUCUUCCCCGGGGGCGGCGGUGACGGGGGCAAGAAGGUGGUGAUCCUGGAUUUUGAGAAGCACAAGGAAGGGGCGAGCAGGGACGAGUUGGACGCCGAGAUGGAGGGGCUGAAGGCUCAGCUCGAGGAGGAAACUGGCCGUGGGGCAGGGUUUCCGCGGUAGGUGGCGCGACGGAUAUGCCCGAAAGGAU
Molecule: messenger RNA, 1470 nt
Organism: Gaeumannomyces tritici R3-111a-1
Lineage: Eukaryota; Fungi; Ascomycota; Sordariomycetes; Magnaporthales; Magnaporthaceae
Exons: 1
Coding region: 552-1442 (296 amino acids)
Source: RefSeq, a predicted model, not a curated record